Pristis pectinata (smalltooth sawfish) is the source of this 1470-nucleotide messenger RNA. RefSeq lists its product as uncharacterized. Bases 1 to 1470 code for a protein of 489 amino acids. The record is from RefSeq and is a predicted model, not a curated record. NCBI's taxonomy places the organism in Eukaryota, Metazoa, Chordata, Chondrichthyes, Rhinopristiformes, Pristidae. The transcript has 6 exons.
AUGGAAACUGGCAUGAAGUCUUUAAUUUUCGCAGCUCUGACAUCUUUCUUGGUAACUGUGGUGAGAUGUGUGCCAAUCCAACAGACCCACAGCAACAAGAAGCCAAAUAAACUCUUGUUGAUCUCUUUCGAUGGAUUUCGUUGGGAUUAUGAUCAGGACGUGGAGACACCACAUCUGGAUUAUUUGGUAACCAAGGGAGUAAAGGCAAAAUAUAUUAAUCCACCUUUUGUCACCAUGACAUCGCCUUCACAUUUCACAACCAUCACAGGACGGUGGAUUGAAGAUCAUGGAGUUGUUCACAAUAUGUUUUACGACACGAAAACCCUGUUUAAACUACCACAUAAACUUACACUGAAGAAGACAGUGUGGUGGGAUAAUGGAGUACUUCCUUUAUGGAUCACAGCUCAAAACCAGGGAAAAAAAGUUGCAUCAUUCCAUUACCCAGGAGGAAAUGUGACCUAUGGUGGACAAGCAGUGUAUAGAUCUCUGGGGGAAUCACUCACUCACCCAGAUUCUAAUGAAACAGAAUGGAGAAUAAAUAUUGAUAUGGUCUUGGAUUGGUUUGAAAAGGAAGACUUCGAUUUUGUGACUCUUUAUUAUGGAGAGCCUGAUAACAUUGGGCACAAGGCGGGACCAGAAACACCACAGAGGCGGGAGAUAAUCCGACAGAUUGACAGAACCAUUGGUUACUUAAUAUCUAGUAUUGAUAGGCACAAUCUGAAAGACAGGCUAAAUGUUAUAAUAACCUCAGACCACGGGAUGACAACAGUAAAGAAAUACCCUGAAGUUGAUGAAAUCAGGCUGUCAAAAUUUAUCAGUUUUAAAAAUAUUAAAUUUGAAUUAUUAGACUAUGGAGGAUUUGGGAUGAUUAUGCCAAAGAAAGGAAAAACUGAAGAAGUCUACCAGGCACUGAAGAAUGCACACCCUCAUUUAAAAGUAUAUAAAAAGGAAGAAUUUCCUGAAAGAUUCCACUAUAGUAAAAAUGAUCGUAUUUUGCCCAUCCUUGUUUAUGGAACCAAUGGCUAUAAUGUAAAUGGGAGAAUCAUCAUUUACUACAACAAAGGAGAUCAUGGAUUUGCCAAUGAAGAAAUGGAUAUGAAGAUCAUUUUCCGAGCAUUUGGCCCAGAUUUUAAGAAUUCUUAUCUGGCAGAGCCCUUUGACAGUAUUCAUAUAUAUCCUUUGAUGUGCAAGUUAUUGGAAGUGACACCUGAACCGAACAAUGGAUCAUUGACAUUCACUAAUGGGAUGCUAGUAGAUCCAUCUGACAAAAGAACAGAUUAUCCAGGUCCUCAAGAGGACCAGGGGAGAUCAGUUCGCACCUCUGCAGUCAUAGGAUUAGGUUCUGUCCUUGCGUUUCUGUUCGUAGCGUUUACAAUUAUUGUGAUAUGGAAUGCCAUUCAAAGAAGUAAAAGAUCCAAGCAUGAAAAUCCUCACAGUGACGGAAAUCCAAUUUCAGCAACGGCGUUUUGA